AUCUCCGGUGUGGCAUCAUGGACCAAUUAAACAAGACUCACCGUAAGCCAAAGGAGAAGAAGAAAUUUACGGGUGAGCUCAAUCGGUCGUUCAUUGGGUUCAAUUGCUAAUAAUCGUUCAGGACGGAACCCCAAAGCGUUCGCCUUUGCGAACCCCGGAAAACUUCAGAAGCAGGCAACAAGAUCUCACGAUGUACGUUAUGUAUCUGUAAAGACAGGACGAAUUAGUAGGGAGUGGGGCACGGAUAACUGAUUGCUUUUGGCGGGGAUGGAUAGGUCAAGGAAAAGCGGCUACAUGUCCCCAUGGUGGACCGACUCCCGGAGGAGCCACCACCAUUAAUCGUUGCGGUCGUCGGUCCUCCGGGCGUGGGUAAAACCACCUUGGUAAAGUCACUGGUGAAGCGGUACACCAAGCAUACACUGUCCUCGAUCCAAGGGCCCGUCACCGUCGUCACGAGCAAGAAGCGUCGUCUAACCUUCCUGGAAUGCGACAAUUCGCUCGCUUCCAUGAUUGACAUAUCGAAGAUUGCGGAUAUUGUCCUGCUUCUGAUUGACGGGAACUUUGGCUUCGAGAUGGAGACUAUGGAGUUCUUGAAUGUGAUUGCUGCGCAUGGGUUGCCGUCCAAUAUCUUUGGCAUCCUUACACAUUUGGACCUGUUCAAGUCACAGUCGGUACUGCGCACUACGAAGAAGAGACUGAAGCAUAGGUUCUGGUCGGAGCUGUAUCAGGGCGCCAAGUUGUUCUACCUGUCCGGGGUGAUCAACGGACGGUAUCCCGAUAGGGAAAUACACAAUUUGAGCAGGUUUAUCUCUGUUAUGAAGAACCCACGGCCGUUAGUGUGGAGGAGUUCACAUUAUUACUUGUUGGCGGAUAGGAUGGUUGAUUUGACGGACCCUGUGGCGAUAGAAGACGAUCCAAAGGUUGACCGGAAGGUUGCGUUGUAUGGGUAUGUUCGUGGCCUGAAUUUUCCGAAUGAAGGGGCUCGGGUACAUAUUCCUGGUGUGGGAGACUUGUCUGUCUCUAGUGUCGAAUCGCUACCGGACCCUUGCCCUACACCCGCGAGGACUGCUGCGGAAGGGAAGGGCAGGAAGAGGUUGGGCGAGAAGCAGAAGCUUAUCUAUGCCCCUAUGAGUGAUGUUGGUGGUGUCUUGGUCGAUAAGGAUGCUGUAUACAUCGAUGUCCCCUCGCAGAAUUUUGAGGAAGGAGCGGAGGGGCAGGGAGUGGGGGAGAGAUUAGUCAUUGGAUUGCAAAAGGGCAAGAGAGGAGAGGCAGAUGGUGUCAGGCUUUUCACAGACGGCGAGGUGCUGAAACAAGUUCAGUGUGAUGAUGGGGAGAAAGGAGAUGUUGGCCGAAAACAUAAGAGAAAUGUCAGAGCUUUACAGCCAAGCAGAGACGACACAAAUGCAGAAGGUUACAAUGGCGGAGGCGGAGGCGAAGACGAGGAGAUGGACGAUGUGGGCUUUGCAACCGGGGACGAGGACGAAGAUGCGAGUGACGAUGAGGGCAUCACAUCAGAAUCCUUUGAGCUGGGGAAAGCUCUACGAGGGAAUCAGGGUGAAGGGAGUGUCAAAGACGACAUCACUUUUGCUGAAAGCGACUCUGAAUUCGACGAGGACGAUCUCCCAUCGGACGAGGAUGAGGAUGACGACGACACCCCCCGUUGGAAGCAUGACCUUUCAAACAACGCAAAAAAACUGUGGAUGAAGUCACAUAGUACGGUCAACCUCAGUAAACUAAUAUACGACGAAGCCCUUACUCCCACUGAAGUUGUUCAAAAAUGGCGAGGCGAGUACGAGCCAAAGUCACAGAGGAGGUCUAAGAAUACCAGUGAUGGGAGUGACGGCGAGGAAGAUUUCUUCAAGAAGGUCGAGGAUGAUGAUAAUGAUGAUGAUAGCAAAUCCUCUGCUAAGAGGAUUGCGGAUCGGAGUUUGCCAACUUACGAUAUGGAGAAACUAGGAAACUACUGGAGUGAAGAACCUGCGAUAGAGGAUCUGAGAAGACGGUUUAUCACUGCGAACCUGCUAGAGGAGAAGGAGAAGGCUGAAAGGGAAGAUGGCGAGUUUGCCGGUAUCGGUGAUAGUGAUGACGAGGGAGACGGUGUUUUCGAGGAUUUAGAAACCGGGGAAAUGCAUGGUGGGAGUGUGGGAGAGGUCGGUGGUGGUGAGAGCGAUAGGCAUGAUAGUAAAGGGGAUGGCGAGGAAACUUCCCUGGAGAAAGAGCGUGAGAAGAAUGCCCGAAGGAAGGAGGAGCUUAGGCUUCGAUUUGAGGAGGAGGACCGGGAAGGUAUCAACAACGACAAGAGCGGCGAUGGCAAAGAUGGCGAGGAAUUCGGAGAAGAUGAUUGGUACGAUGCUCAAAAGGCGAAAUUCGCGAAGCAACUGGCUGUCAACAAGGCUGAAUUUGAGCAAUUGGAUGAUGCCACUCGGGUAAAGGUUGAGGGCCAUAGAGCCGGAACAUAUGCUCGAGUAGUCCUUUCAAACACCCCAUACGAGUUUGUCGCUCACUUUGACCCAAAGUACCCCGUCCUUGUCGGUGGUCUCACCGCCACUGAAGACCGCUUCGGCUUUCUACAAGUGCGAAUUAAACGACACAGAUGGCACAAAAAGAUUCUCAAAACCAACGAUCCACUAACCUUCUCUCUGGGCUGGCGUCGAUUCCAAAGCAUCCCUAUCUACUCAACCUCUGACUCCCGAACCCGGAACCGAAUGCUGAAGUAUACCCCGGAGCACAUGCACUGUUUCGGCACCUUCUACGGCCCAUUGAUCGCUCCGAACACAGGUUUCUGCGCGGUCCAAUCUCUCUCCUCCAAAAACCCUGGCUUCCGCGUCUCCGCAACUGGCGUCGUCUUAUCCGUCGACCAAUCCACUGAGAUUGUCAAGAAGCUAAAGCUUACUGGUACGCCUUACAAGAUUUUUAAAAAUACCGCCUUCAUAAAAGACAUGUUCAACUCCUCCCUUGAAGUCGCCAAGUUCGAGGGUGCUAGUAUAAGGACUGUAUCGGGAGUCCGCGGUCAGAUCAAGCGAGCGCUAUCCAACUCAAAACAAGACGGACGCUUCCGGGCAACCUUCGAAGACAAAGUCCUCAUGAGCGACAUCAUCUUCCUUAGAGCAUGGUACCCAAUUAAACCGCGAAAGUUCUACAACCCCGUAACAAACCUCCUAACAGGUGUCACACGCCCGGACGCUCCAACAUGGAACGGUAUGCGCACAACCGGCGAGGUCCGCCGGGAGCUCAAUAUCAAAACCCCCAUGAUCGCUGACUCGACAUACAAACCCAUCGAGCGCUCCACCCGCCGUUUCAACCCACUGCGCGUGCCAAAGGCUAUACAAAGGGAACUUCCCUUCGCCUCCCAAAUCCACCAGAUGAAACCGAGGAAGCGGACUACUUACUUGGCCUCUCGCGCGGUAGUGGUGAAUAGUGAAGAGAGGAAGGCCCGGGAUCUUAUGCACAAGAUUGCCACGCUGAAGAAGGAGAAAGAGGCAAAGAGGCACGAGGCAAAGGAAAAGAAGAGAGAGGUCUAUAGGAAGAAGGUGGCUGAGAAUGUGGAGAUGAAGGCUGCGAGGGAGAAGAAGGAGCGGGAUGAGUAUUGGGCGAAAGAAGGGAGGAAGAGGAGGAACACUGAGAGUGCUGGAGGUGGCGGGAGGGGAAAGAGGAGAAGGAGUGGGGAUGAUUAGAGGGGUUGUACAGUAGGUGUGCAUGUAUGAUACCGGUGGCGAGGGAUGAUUGUGUUUACGACUGAUAGUUGAAAUAACUGGUCAAUGGUUUGAUAAUUUAUUCCCCCUACG
This is a messenger RNA of Tuber aestivum (summer truffle), 3785 nucleotides long. NCBI's taxonomy places the organism in Eukaryota, Fungi, Ascomycota, Pezizomycetes, Pezizales, Tuberaceae. The record is from the annotation of a GenBank genome assembly.